GCUGUCACCGUCCAUCGAGUUCGUAUCUGUCCGUUGCCAUCGUCGCUGUCGUUGCGUUGUGAUUCGCUGUACAUAGUGCGAUUCGAUUCUUUCAAGUUUUUUCCGUUUAUUUUUCCUCUAUCUCCUCUCUUAUUGUUUCCAUUUGUGCAAGUAGAUAGCGACAAUUUCCGCGUUCACGAUUUAGUUAAAGUGCACGUUUCGCCGUUCUGCCAAGCUUCAUUUCGGAUAAUUCAGGAAAAGAUCAUCACAAAGUAAAAUAUGUCAUCCGAAAAAGAAGUUGAAGUCGUCGACUCUCAUGACCAUGGCGAUGAAGACGAACAUGAUUCCAACUACCAACCACCGCCACAAAAAACCAUUGAAGAAAUCAUGGCUGCUGACCAAGAAGAUGAAAGUCUUCGUCGGUAUAAGGAAGCCUUGCUGGGCGAUGCACAAGCAGGAGCCGUGAUAGUUGAACCAAAUGACCAACGUAAAGUACUUGUGAAAAAAUUAGCAUUAUGCGUUGAAGGACGUGACGAUAUGGAACUUGACCUUACAAGUGAUUUGUCUCAACUGAAGAAACAGGUAUUCACUAUUAAAGAAGGGGUUAAGUAUAAAGUUCGUAUAGAUUUCAUUGUACAACGCGAAAUUGUCCAUGGAUUGAAGUACAUUCAGAAAACAUAUCGAAUGGGAGUUCCAGUAGUGAUGGUCGACAAAAUGACACACAUGGUCGGGUCGUAUCCACCCAAAAAAGAAAUCCAAAGCUACACUACACCCGUCGAGGAGGCGCCAGCAGGAAUGAUGGCCCGUGGUACUUAUUCUGUGUCAUCUUUGUUCACCGACGACGAUAAACAUGAACAUCUGAAAUGGGAUUGGACAUUUGAAAUUAAGAAAGACUGGCAAUAAACGAAUGUCCUUAGUCUUAUUCUUUUCAUUUAACGACUUUAUUUUCUUUUUUGUUUUUGUUUUUUUUUUGUUUUUUCGUUUUGUUUCCUCCGUCAAGAGGGACGUUGUAUUUCACAAACACACAAGUGCUUAAGAUAAUGUCCUUAGAAAGUAUAAUUUCAAAACAGGGGGAUUGGUUUCCACUAGGAUUGCUAAUUUGAUAGUCACAUCUUUAGUUCAAGUGCAUCUGGCCAGUUGUUGGGUAUGUUUUAUGGUCAAUUCUUUUCAAAAUGUACGCCGCUGCAGAUAUGUGUUCCGAUAGUUCUAAAGCUCAUAGGUUGAUGACUCAAAUUCAUUCACUAACAACCAACUCUGCCUCAUUGCGAAGAUUUGUAUUCGAAGCAAAGAAAGGUUGUAAAUUUUGUAUAAAAUGUAGAAUUUCCUUAGCUUUCUCUUGUUUCGUUCAAGUACAGUUGAAACAAUGUCAUUCAAUUAUUGAAAAGUCCUGCAAAUCCGCAUUCUGGCUUAGAAUAAGAUGUGAAAUUAUAGAAUUUCAAGUAUAGCAACGAAAAAACAUGAGGAUUAAAAGCGUUCUUUAAGAAGAUCAAAGAAAUUUCAAGUCAUUCGCAAGUAAGCAAUUAAGAAAGUAUUCUAUUCUUUUUCGUGUAUAAGACUAUUUGUAUCGUCGUGUUAACCAUAUUUACACAAAUUUAUUAUGUCCAAAGGCAUAUUUUGUUUUAUUUUUGAUAUUGUUCGUUACUUUUUGCCUUAUUUCCAUCACAUAAUCUUUCGAUAUGCCAUCUUUCUAAGUGUGCUAAAACAAAACAAAGAGUAAUCGUUCAUAUUCGAAAUUUGGCUUUCAUUCUCGUAAACGGGGACAGGUAAAUAAGUACACCACACAAAACCCAGCUAUAAACGCUAGAAAACGAGUCAAAUAUUUAAGAGACAUUAAUGUAAAUCAUUGAAUACAGUUAAUUUAAAUUUCAAAGCAUAAAUACACAAAUAUAUUUUUGAAAAGAGUAACAACCGCAGUAACAGCAACAAUGAGAUUCAGAAAAGUACAGUGUACACGUAAAGAAAACGGGAACGUCUAGCGAUGGUUCAAUAUUGUAGUAUUGAUAAUUUUAGAUUAAAAUUUAGUAAAAAUAAUAAGAAUGCAAAAAAUGAUCUUGUCUGUAUGGUCUGCCUUGUAUAUUUCAUAUACCAAAAUUUAUAAUAUGAAUAAUAUAGAUU
Hermetia illucens (black soldier fly) is the source of this 2094-nucleotide messenger RNA. RefSeq names its product rho GDP-dissociation inhibitor 1 (gene RhoGDI). The coding region runs from base 259 to 882 and encodes 207 amino acids. Gene Ontology annotation, biological process: Rho protein signal transduction. Gene Ontology annotation, molecular function: protein binding; Rho GDP-dissociation inhibitor activity. Gene Ontology annotation, cellular component: membrane; cytosol; cytoplasm. The transcript has 6 exons. The record is from RefSeq and is a predicted model, not a curated record. NCBI's taxonomy places the organism in Eukaryota, Metazoa, Arthropoda, Insecta, Diptera, Stratiomyidae.